AUGGCGUGUCUCGCCGCGGCGCUGCUCGAGCACGGCACGGCGUCGAGUGGGGGCGGGAAGCUGCCGCAAGGCAAGCAGCUUGCGGUGGUCGAGGGAAGUAUCGUGCAGUCGGCGCUUGGCGUCCUGCGCGAGAUGAUUGCACGGGGGGAGGAGAGGGGAAACGUUGCGAUCCUCGCGUGCUUUCGCGCGACACCGGACGUGCUAGGAGCGAGGGAGUCGCGCACGAUCAAGGUGAUGGACAUGUCGCGCAUGCCGGGCACGUCCCUCGCCGAGAUCCGCGCGCACCUCGACACACUCAUUGGGCAAGUGCCGCCCUCCCGCACGAGCUUCUACGUGGACUCGAUCGAGGGCCUGCUCGAGGCGUCCGGCGCGAGUGUCGCCGAGACGUACCGCUUCCUCUCUGGUACCCUGGCGCGCCUGCCGAUGUAUGCACGCCUCGUCGUCGGCAGCGACGUCGACGCCAGCCGCGACGCGCAGGGCGUGUGUGCUGCGCUCACCUCGCCACAGUUCUGGAAUGGGCAGGAGCCAGACGAACUGGGAUCGGGCAACCAGUGGUCGCACGCAACGCUCCGUGCGCGGCUGCAUCCGCCGGCGCUCGUGCGCCAUCUCUACUCGUCCUAUGGCCUUGUGCCCCCCACGUCCGGCGCCGCGCUGUACCGCGCGGCGCACGCCGACGCUGGCACAAGCACCCAGAGUGUGUCGGACGACCGCAAAGCCGAUGCGCGCUUCUGGAGCGUGCUCCACAGCGUCGCCGGCCGCGGCCCGUUUGGCCUCGACGACGACCGCGGCUGGUGGAGCGCGGUGCGUGCGCCUGCGUCGCGCCUGCAGGCGAUGGAGGCACCUGCGCCGCCGCUCGGGCCGGUGCUCUUUGCGGAGGAGGCGCUUGGUCUGCACAGCGACACGGCCGAUGCGUACAGCACCGGCUACGGCUACCUCGAGGUCCGUGCGGCGCUGUCCACCGGCAAGCACGUCGAAGAGCUGGCGGCGCUCGCGUACGGCCCCCAGCGGCGCCUGAAGCUGCAUGCGCUCGACAUGGAUACGUCGAACGUGCAGGUCGCUGCGCCGGCGGCGGAUCCGCACGCGUCGCUCGUGCAGCAGCUCCCCUUUAAUCUGAACGAGACGCCGCAGCAGCGCGAGCGCCGCGAGCAGGUCUCGCUGCCGUACGCCUACCAGCUGCACGACACGCCAGCGCCGGAAUCCGCGUGGCGUGGAUCGACUGGGCAGAGUGCAAUCUUUUUCGAGCCCGAGUCGGAGGACGACGAGGACGACGAGGACCCCGACGACGACUUGGACGUCUAG
Messenger RNA from Malassezia japonica, 1299 nucleotides. RefSeq lists its product as uncharacterized. The record is from RefSeq and is a predicted model, not a curated record. The coding region runs from base 1 to 1299 and encodes 432 amino acids. NCBI's taxonomy places the organism in Eukaryota, Fungi, Basidiomycota, Malasseziomycetes, Malasseziales, Malasseziaceae. Gene Ontology annotation, biological process: tRNA wobble uridine modification. Gene Ontology annotation, cellular component: cytosol; elongator holoenzyme complex; nucleus. Gene Ontology annotation, molecular function: tRNA binding. The transcript is spliced from 3 exons.